Molecule: messenger RNA, 2909 nt
Organism: Hyalella azteca
Lineage: Eukaryota; Metazoa; Arthropoda; Malacostraca; Amphipoda; Hyalellidae
Product: melatonin receptor type 1C
Exons: 10
Coding region: 404-2404 (666 amino acids)
Biological process (GO): G protein-coupled receptor signaling pathway
Cellular component (GO): membrane
Molecular function (GO): G protein-coupled receptor activity
Source: RefSeq, a predicted model, not a curated record
AUUACUACAGUUAUAUGAAAUUCGAGAAUUUAUUCCAGUUUUUCUAUUAAAUCAUUGCCUCCUGCCUCCAUCGUGAUAAGACUAAAUUGUCUAACUAAAUAUGGGACUUUUCAAAAGCACAAAUGCAUGGCUUACGAGUGUUCUAAACAAGACUGUGCACAAUUGAGAUCACCGAGUUAGUUUGAACCAGUUGAAGCCUAUGCCUUUUCACCUGAAACAAAUCAUUCGAAACGAAAAUGUGAAGAAACGAAUUCGCUCUCACCGUUUGAAGCAGACAACUUUUCCAAUGAAGAAUGUACCCACACACCACAUUAUUCCGUUCCACAAGCCUUUUAACUUUUUAACGUAGGCUUGAUCCUGCAUACGAUCACUUUAGAAAAUUCUUCAAAAGAAACAAAAGACAAUGGAAUUAAAUGACUCAUGGUCAAACUCGACCACGUUUGACCCCGCCAACCAUUAUUACGAUGUCACAAUGAACGAUUUUUCGGCUGACAAUGAUCCAGCGGUGUCGACACAGCAUUUGAAAAAUUACCCACAAAUAUUCCACGAGUGUUAUCGCCAAUUGUUUAAAAGCUAUUCCGAAAUUGAAGAUUUGUCUACUAACGAUCAGAUCGGUUUUAUAUGCGACUUUUGCACAGAAGAUCCAGAUGAAAUUUUCGCAGAUCAAACAUGUAUGCCAAGCCGAUAUCACCCGCUUGCCCUAUUUUGGGUGCUUUUCGGUUUCAUUUUCGUGUUCGGGACCCUGGGAAACCUUAUUGCUAUCAUCGCUGGGGUCAAAUAUCGUAAAGAAUGCAGUCCGAAUAUGUCGGCCAUGUUCCUCUUCCUUUCGAACCUGGCGGUGAGCGACUUUUUGAUGGUGAUACUCUGUGUACCGGCCACCUUCGUCUCGCAGGUCGUCGUCCAGCACUGGCCGUUUGGUCAUGCUGCGUGCGUGGCCGUGUCAUAUUCUCAGGCGGUGUCGGUGUUCGUGUCGGCGUACUCACUCGUGGCCAUCUCGCUGGACCGCUACAUGGCCAUCAUCUACCCACUGCGGCUGCCAUCAGGCCUGGGCCGUCACCAGGCGUGGGUCGUCAUCGCCAUCGUGUGGCUCAUGGCUCUCCUCACGUGCGUGCCCGUCGCCGUUCACUCCGACCUCAUCUACUACGAUAAAAAUCAGUCUUUUUACCACGGCCACUACAAUCUGCCAGUCUGCACGGAAUAUUGGCCGCGUGAUGAUCUCCGACAGAUAUACUCUAUCGCCAUAGUCGUCUUGCACUACUUCCUGCCUGUCACCACCAUGAUAUUCACGUACUGCAGGAUCUGGUGGAUCAUAAGGAGGAGCUCCCAGAAAUUUACGACAGUUACAGCAGAGCGCUUUGGGUUCGCGGUGACUCAGCCUGGGAAGAAAAACUUCUUUUCUAAGAUGAUCCGCAUGUCGGUGACGGUGGUGCUGGUCUACUCGCUGUGCUGGCUCCCCUUCAACAUACUCAUGGUGAUGCUAGAAUUCAACCCCGCGCUCAUGUAUAUGAAUGGGCUUCACUACAUUUGGAUUACAUUCUACUGGUUCGCCAUGCUGCACACCGUCCUCGGCGUCACUCUUGUGUUCUGGCUCAACCCGGCCUUCAGGGUGGCCAUGAUGAAUAAUGUUGUCCUCGGCCUCACUCUUGUGUUCUGGCUCAACCCUGCCUUCAGGGUGGCCAUGAUGAAAGUGAUUCAUUCCAUAUCUCCGCCGUGCUGUCGGAGCACUCUGGAGCGUCAGAUGGAUAAAGUGCAGCGCCAAAACUCACGCAUCGGCUUCAGGAGGAACGGCACUUUACGCAUGAGUCUGUCGGCCGCCACACACCCUAACCACGUCGUCACGCCGGGCGCUCAAACGGCGAGCUUCGUGCGCAACGCCAAGAAGCUGAACAGCGACUCGUCCUGCAGAACUUCCAGUGGGCGUGGCACUUCGUCGCGAUCAUCAAGCAUCAGGACAAUUCAAGAAACGAUUUCAUUGAUCCCUAACUCCGGCGCUCGCUGUGACGGCGAGGACGCUGACGCCAUGUUCAGCUUCCCGCGUAUUGAUACUCGUCAUGCAGAGGGGCCGAAGAAAUCAACUGAUGGCGGCGAGGGCAUCGUGUUGCCCGCAAAGUCAAAGGCACUAAAUAAAGGACAACAGGAGAAAAAUGAAGACACACGACAAGAUUCCAUGAAGGCACGAGAUGAACAGCAACAAAUGAUGAGUGGCAGCGUCGCAGCAUCACAAGUUAGGGGGAAACUAGAUGGUAUCGGAUGUGGAGGACAAGCUGAAGAAAGUACACCACGUGAAGGGUUUCCAAAUGAAAAAUGCAGGGAUGAACUACCGCUAAAACAAGAGAGAAAAUCUCUGUUGACUCUUACGGAAGAAUCCGAUAUUAUCGACCUUGACGACGACGUUUUCACGUAGACUCAUACGAUGGUAAUGACCGCAGUAUAUGAUCAGAGUAAAUGAAAAAUGUGUCUGAACCCGAUUGAUGGAGUUGCAUGGUGAAGGAGAAAUCACUCCUUUUAAUCAUUGACAACUUUUCCAGUACAAUACGCCUAGUGGUUCUCAAGAAAAACUUGGCACAUUGGCUCACCUUUAUUCUUUGAACAUUCUAUAAUACUCGAAUGAGCUGAUUAUCUGCUGUAGUUUUUCUAAGCCAGUUAUAAGAAAAGUUUUAUUUGACUGUGUUUUCGACUGUUUGGAACACGGUGUUAAUAAGUGUAAAAUAGAUUUAGCUAAUUGACUCGUAAGUGAUAAAAAUUGUCAGAAUAAUUAUAUUGUAAAUCGAUUCCCUGGAUUGAAAUUAGCUCAAUUAAGUUCUUCGUUAUGCCAAAUUUUUUAUUUUACGCAAAAUGCUGUAAACAUAAGAUGAUAAUUGUAUAAAUAAAAUUUGAUUUCCGAUUUGAUUUCAUGCGUUCCUCAAGUG